Magallana angulata is the source of this 1353-nucleotide messenger RNA. RefSeq names its product pre-mRNA-splicing factor RBM22-like. The transcript has 9 exons. Gene Ontology annotation, molecular function: U6 snRNA binding; pre-mRNA binding; metal ion binding. Bases 20 to 1324 code for a protein of 434 amino acids. Gene Ontology annotation, cellular component: U2-type catalytic step 1 spliceosome; U2-type catalytic step 2 spliceosome; Prp19 complex. NCBI's taxonomy places the organism in Eukaryota, Metazoa, Mollusca, Bivalvia, Ostreida, Ostreidae. The record is from RefSeq and is a predicted model, not a curated record.
UCCUUUCGAACAAGUAAAAAUGGCGACAUCGAAGGGUGCGAAUACGUACAAUCGACAAAAUUGGGAAGAUGCGGAAUUUCCCAUUUUGUGUCAAACAUGCCUUGGAGAUAAUCCAUACAUCAGAAUGAUGAAGGAAAAAUAUGGGAAAGAGUGCAAGAUAUGUGCCCGCCCUUUUACUGUAUUCAGAUGGUGUCCCGGAGCCCGUAUGAGAUUUAAGAAAACAGAAGUGUGUCAGACAUGCUCCAAACUGAAAAAUGUCUGUCAGACAUGCUUGCUAGAUCUGGAGUAUGGCUUGCCUGUCCAGGUUCGAGAUGCUGCUCUAAAAGUUCAAGACAAUAUGCCCAAGUCAGAUGUGAACAAAGAAUAUUAUACACAGAACAUGGAGAGAGAGAUUGCAACUAAUGAUGGAACAGCACCUGGUGGUGCCCUAGGGAAAGCGAUGGCACCCAGUGACAUGCUUCUUAAACUGGCCAGGACUACCCCAUACUACAAGAGGAAUCGCCCACACAUUUGUUCAUUUUGGGUCAAAGGAGAAUGCAAGCGAGGGGAGGAAUGUCCAUACAGACAUGAAAAGCCGACUGACCCAGAUGAUCCUCUGGCCGAUCAAAACAUCAAGGACCGCUUUUACGGCAGCAAUGACCCAGUGGCAGAUAAAUUAUUACAGAGAUACACAGACAUGCCCAAACUCACUCUGCCAGAGGACAAGACAAUCACCACACUCUACAUCGGAAAUCUAGGGGAGAAAAUUGGGGAAAAGGAACUUAGGGACCAUUUCUAUCAGUUUGGAGAGAUACGCAUGAUAAAUGUGGUGGCUAAGCAGCAGUGUGCUUUUGUGCAAUUCACAUCAAGGUCCUCAGCGGAAGCUGCUGCCGAGAAAUCAUUUAACAAACUAAUUGUUGGCGGGCGUCGUCUCACCAUCAAAUGGGGCAGGUCCCAGGGGCAACAGCUGGCUCUGAAGAAGGAGGGGGAGGAGGAUGACAAAGAUCUGGAGCCCGUCCCUGGUCUCCCUGGGGCUUUGCCUGCACCCCCUGAAGAGAUUGCCAACAACUUCUUUAAUCUCAGCAACCCACCCCCACCCAUGGGCAUGCCUCUCAGACCCCCACCCCUCGGGAUGCCACCUCGAGGGCCUCCCAUGAUGCCCUAUGGAAUGGCCAGAGGACCCCCUCCUCCAGGUGUGCGACUGCCCCCUCCACCCCCAGGAAUGAUGCCCCUGAGACCCCCUCCUGGUCCUCCCAGAAUGACCCCAGUGACCUCUGUGGCUGUCCACUACCCCUCACAAGAUCCGACCAGGAUGGGAGCCAUACCAUCCGCUGGAAAUACUUGAACAUGAACAACCCUUAACCUCUAAUUUGC